UUAUAGACAAAAAUAUUGCCCUUUUUAUGUUGGAUUCGAUUCCUAUUUAGGCAUUUUUGUUGCUACUUAUUGCCAAAAUGCGUGAAUAUGUGUUAGAAAUGAAUUAAAUUAAUAUCUGUGCAGAAAUAGACACAUGAAUUUCAAAUGAUUCAAUAGUAUUCAGUUAUUUGAAAUCUAUAAAACUGCACCUUCUCUUUUCUCUGUUCUGUUCAUAGUGUGUUGACAAUACUAUGACAAUGAUGUUCGGAAGAGUGCUUUGGAUGCUUACUGUAAUCGGAUGUUUCCGAGUUCUGCUAAAUCCCGUCGAAGCACAACCUCGCCGGAUUCUUGUCGAUACAGACGUGGAUACAGAUGAUGUUCUUGCUCUCUUAUAUCUCUUGAAGCAAAGCAAGACAGAAUUCGACUUGACGGCUAUUAGUGUAAAUGUAAAUGGAUGGAGUGACGCUGGGCACGCUGUAAAUUAUUUAUACGACAUUCUUGCUAUGAUGGAUCGCAACGACAUUCCUGUUGGUGUUGGAGGUGAAGGUGGCAUUUUGCCUAAUGGAACCAUCCUUCCAAAUGUUGGGGGAUAUCUUCCUCUUAUUGACCAGGGCGACUCCACAGCCGGCGGUUGCAGAUACAAGCAGGCAGUACCGCCAGGCCAACAUGGUCACCUAGAUAUAAAUACAAACUACGGCGUACGCAGGGCUUUACUUCCCCAGGGUGACAAGAAAUAUGUACCACUUCAACAACCUACAGCUCAACAAGUGAUGAAAGAUGCAAUAUCUGCAGGUCCUAUCACUGUGCUUAUUAUGGGAACCCACUCAAAUUUAGCCGUUUUUCUUAUGACGAAUCCUAGUCUGAAGAAAAAUAUUGAGCAUAUAUAUGCCAUGGGAGGUGCUGUCAGAUCAAACUGCUCCGAAAAUGCAACUUCAGUGCUGUGUGGUGACAUUGGUAAUCUGUUUCGACAAGACAUCAAUCCAUACGCUGAGUUCAAUAUAUUUGGAGAUCCUUUUGCUGCGUACACGGUAUUGCAUUCUGGCAUUCCAGUCACGCUUGUUCCUCUGGAUGCAACAAGAACGAUUCCUCUAGAUGAGCCAUUUUUCAAAGCAUUUGAGCAGAAACAGGAUACAUAUGAGGCACAAUAUAGCUUCCAGUCCUUGAAAAUGGUUCGUGAUACAUGGCCAAAUGAUGAAUUUUAUAAGCAAUUUUGCAUGUGGGAUUCUUUUAUGGUUGGUGUAGCGUUAUCUCAAAUGCGUAGUUCAGAGAGAGAUGACAAAGAAAAUGAAUUUGCCAAAUUGGAGUACAUGAACCUCACAGUGAUUACUUCGAAUAUACCUUAUGGAAUAUCAGACGGCUCAAACCCUCUCAUUGAUGGACGUUUGAUCCCAAAGUUCGGUGUACAGAAGAAAGGGGUGCAUAGUGGUCAUGUUCAGAUGGGAAUGGAAGAUCCGUUUUGCCUUGUCAAAGAGGGGAAGGGAAAAUGUCAGGAUGGUUACACAAAGGAGACUGCUGGUGCGGAAGCAGUUACCGUACUUGUUGCAACAGAAGCUAAGCGAGAUCAUGACAGUAACAGUACUCGUGUCAAAGAUUUCAACGACAAUUUCUUGGAUGUUAUAAAUCGACCUAAGAAAACUGGACGGCCGAACAUUAGAACGCAGCUUCCACUCCACGAGAGUGCACUUCGAAAACCAGAUUUUGGAAAGAAAUUGAUGGGAAAAAACCUAGUCUUCGAUAUGGAUAUGAGUGCCGGGGAUUUCCUAGCUCUUCUAUAUCUCCUAAAAUUACCUGUGGAACGGAUUAACCUCAAGGGAAUACUAGUUAACGCUAAUGGGUGGGCAACCGCUGCAACCAUAGAUGUUGUUUAUGACAUACUGCAUAUGAUGGGCCGUGAUGAUAUUCCUGUUGGUCUUGGAAAUGUAUUUGCAGUUGGUCAAUCUUAUUCAUCUUUCUCUUCUCUCGGAGACUGCACGUACAUCAGUUCUAUUCCUCAGGGUAGUGGUGGCUCCUUGGACUCUGACACACUCUAUGGAUUUGCUCGUGCCUUACCUCGUAGUCCUAGGAGAUACAGACUAGCAACCAAGGAAUUCCCCGGACUUGGACAGCCAACUGCAAUAGAUGUUUGGAAGUCCAUUGUAAAAUCACUCGAUCCAGGAUCCAAGAUUACUUUGUUGACCAAUGGACCUUUGACAAAUUUAGCCGAAAUCCUUCUUUCUGAGAACGCAGACUCAAUGGUCCAGGAUGUAUAUAUUGUUGGGGGACACAUUCGCCAUGGUAACGAGCAAGGGAAUCUGUUCACUGUUCCUUCAAACAAAUAUGCGGAAUUCAACAUGUUUCUUGACCCAUUGGCAGCAAAAGCAGUUUUAGAUUCGAAACUGAACAUAACAUUGAUUUCAUUGGGGAUACAGAAGCAAGUCAGUUCCUUCCAGAAUAUUCUUGAUAAAUUAAAUCUAACAGAUACGACUCCUGAAGCUGUAUUUGCCCGGGAUCUACUUUCAAGGUUAUGGAAACUGAAGCAGAAGCAUGACAGAUACCGUCACAUGGAUACAUUUCUAGGGGAAAUCAUUGGUGCCGUAAUCUUGGGUAACAGUCAUCCUCAACUAAACCCAACCUUUAAAUUUAUGCCCCUCAAGGUGGUGGCCGUGGGAGAUGUAUCGGUAAUCGGGCAGCUACUGGUCGAUGAACAUCAAUCAAAGAUGGUGAAGAUACUGAGCAGUGUAAAUCCAAAGGCAUAUCAUGAAGAAUUUGCUAACAUAUUAGGUGAACAAAAGCAGUCUGCUUCGUAGCAAGCUUUGUUGUGGAAAAAAAGAUUAUUGGGUCCCCAACCAAAUUGUAAUGAUAAAUUAAUCAUCUGCCCAACUGAUGAUGUUUUACCUUGAUAAUUGAAACUUGUUUUGUUACAUUGUUGACCUUUCUCAGCCAUUUUUGUUUGACAGUGAAGAAAAACUAAAAGGAAAGUUAUAAGCUUGAGAAUGCUCUUUCUCCAUUUUCUCAAUCUUGACUUUACCGUUUUAUGUGAGUCAUUUUCGACAAGAGUUCUUUCUCUAAGCCUGCACCUA
Molecule: messenger RNA, 3038 nt
Organism: Malus domestica (apple)
Lineage: Eukaryota; Viridiplantae; Streptophyta; Magnoliopsida; Rosales; Rosaceae
Product: nucleoside hydrolase 3-like
Molecular function (GO): hydrolase activity, hydrolyzing N-glycosyl compounds
Source: RefSeq, a predicted model, not a curated record